Molecule: messenger RNA, 4218 nt
Organism: Xenopus tropicalis (tropical clawed frog)
Lineage: Eukaryota; Metazoa; Chordata; Amphibia; Anura; Pipidae
Gene: bdh1a
Product: 3-hydroxybutyrate dehydrogenase, type 1 A
Exons: 7
Coding region: 114-1127 (337 amino acids)
Cellular component (GO): mitochondrial matrix; mitochondrial inner membrane
Molecular function (GO): 3-hydroxybutyrate dehydrogenase activity
Source: RefSeq, a predicted model, not a curated record
UCCGAGGCAGCAGCGUCCCGCCUCUUCCAGGCUUCGUUCAGCCACUGUGAGCUGUCAAGGGCAGGCGGGAGCUGCACGGUGCUUUCUGGUGUCAAGGUGAAUCGACAGAAGUCAUGCUGUGCGCAGGGACAGUUAUGGCAAGCUGCCAUCUCCCAGUGAGAGCAUGUGCAAACCAUUUCAGGUUUAUGCCGAAAUGGUCCUUUCCUCUCCAAUCAGCAGUUGGAAAACGUCCCUUUGCAAGCCACACAGCUGAGGAUAGUAAAGCUGUACUUGUCACAGGAUGCGAUUCUGGAUUUGGAUUUUCUUUGGCCAAGCAUCUGCACAACAAAGGAUUCAUCGUUUAUGCAGGAUGUCUGUUUAAGGACAAAGGGGAAGCCGGGGUGAAGGAGCUGGACAGUAUGAAGAGUGACAGAAUGAGGACAAUUCAGCUAAAUGUUGUAAAGCAGGAUGAAGUGGAUAGGACUGUAGAAAUCAUAAGGGAAAAUCUUACGAAUCCUGAAAAGGGUUUGUGGGGUGUUGUUAACAAUGCUGGAAUCUCUACAUUUGGAGAAGUGGAAUUUACCAGCAUGGAGACAUACAAAGAGGUUGCUGAGGUUAACCUGUGGGGUACAGUCCGUGUUACCAAAGCUUGUCUCCCUCUUAUUCGAAGGGCCAAAGGCCGUGUUGUGAAUAUCAGCAGUAUGUUGGGUCGUAUGGCCAACCCAGCUCGCUCCCCCUAUUGCAUCACCAAAUUUGGUGUAGAAGCUUUCUCUGACUGCCUUCGCUAUGAGAUGCAUCCCCUUGGAGUAAAGGUCAGUGUGGUGGAGCCAGGGAAUUUUAUUGCUGGCACCAGCCUAUACAGCCCAGAGAAAAUUAAGGCUAUUGGUGACAAGAUGUGGGCGGACCUUCCUGAAGUCAUAAAGAAUGAUUAUGGCAAAAAGUAUUUUGAUGAAAAAAUAGCCACAAUGAACACUUACUGCAAUAGUGGAUCAACAGAUACCUCUGAAGUUAUUGAUGCUAUCACUCAUGCCCUUACUGCUUCCACACCCUACACACGGUAUCACCCCAUGGAUUACUAUUGGUGGCUUCGAAUGCAGAUCAUGACACACAUGCCUGGUGCCAUAUCUGACAAGAUUUACAUUCAUUAGUGUGCCUUGAUACUUUAUUGGUCCAAAUGCAGCCAGAAUACAAUAAAAUGUUGCCCUCUUGGCUACCUGUUUCAUGUUAUUAAUCACCAAAUAAAAAAAAAAUGAACCCUGUCAGAAAGAUGUACUGCUAUGUAUCUCUCCCUGACUAACAAGCUGUGAAUGUAAAAUUCUGCAAUACAGCAUUACUGCAAGGAUAAGCUUUAAACCAUGGCUUCCUUCAGCUAUAUGCCUCAAGUCCUACCUCAACUCUCUGAUGUUGGUCUCAAUUUAAAGGGAAGAAAAUGAUGAAAAAAAAUUUGAUCAUGAAAUUGUAAAGCAAUAAACUUGUUAGUAGUAAUCUCAACUCAAUCUCACAAGCAAGUGGGCAGAAUGUAGCACAACAAAGUAUAAGACCCCCUGACAAAAACCAGCAUUUUUCAUUGCCUAAGAGGACUGGAACUGCUACUAGCACCAUUGCACUGUGGUCAUAAAUUGCCCACAGUAACUGUAGGGUUAAAAGGCUAGUUGCAGAAUGAAUAUAUACUUAUUGCGAUGAUUAGAGAGAGAUUGUAGAAUGAUAUAGAGAGAAAUGAUGGUGGUGGUAAUGAGAACAUUCAUUUCAGCUAGUGGGGUGUAUUGCUAGUAACAUCCAUGUUUAUUUCCACAAGCUGUGCGAGAAUGCCAGGUUACUGUAUGUUUCCAUUCCAGUCCUCACUCACCAUUCCAUAUUACUGAUUACACUAAAGACUAAUGAGAAUAAUGUUUUGAAACACGUUGCCCGGUAGUGCGCGCACAGCUUACUAGGAGAUUGAUACAUUCACAAAAUCUAUAGACCUACCGGUCUAUAGAUUUUGUGAAUGUAUCAAUCUCCUAGUAAGCUGUGCGCGCACUACUAGUUAGUUUGUAUCCACUGCAUAUGGCUAAACAUUGGGGUUCACAUCAGACAUUAUAUUAGUCAUGCACUGGGUUAGGUACCAGGAACCUAAAGAAUAACCAAGUGGUUAGGGAACAUGGCAGGGUAACAGAUUCUGUUGUUGUGCAACAACUGCUGCAGCCAGUUGGUUUAUUUGGAUCUUUAGUGGAACUGCUUGCAGAUAUAUCAAGGGCAAGGUGGCAUAGGUCCUUGAAACAAAUGCAUUGAGAAAGGAAACACAAGCCCUUGUAUCAUCUUUCAUUAAAGCUCCAAAUAAAUAAACAGGCUGCAGAAACUCUUGUACAUUUUCACCACUGUGUACAGUUCCUUUGUUCCAUUUAUGUACAAAGCUUUCACAGUGUGUCAUUGUGCUUAGUGACAUUCUCACUCCAGUAAAUGCCUCUGGUCAAAUCUGCACCAGUGCUGUUACCCAUGGGAACCAAUUAAAAAUGAGCUGGAUUUGAGUCUAAACUCAGCAAUUUAGGUACAAAUUUCUAGGUGUUAGUCAACCCCAAUCUAGACCCACAAUGGGCUCUUCUCAACCAAAUCUGGCUCCAUGUAGUCCUACCUUCUUCAGAUACAUGAAUAAUACAGUCUGGGAGGCCAGGUUAUCCUUAUCUGUUAUGUAGCUUCAGUCACCUUAAGAAAUCUACCUUCAUUCAGUUAUAAUGGUUUCUUAUAAUUGCACAUAUUGGACCCAUAUUGCACUUUAUUAGAUGUAUGAAUGUUUUCAAGGGGACCUAUUCACUUUUUUAGUGCCUGGAUAUGCUAAUUAGGAAAAUCCUCUGCACCCAGUUGCACUGUAUAUGAGUGGGCACAGCAAGAUGGUCUUAGUGCUGUAGCUGCCCAUAUGUACAGAAUGUCCCUGCUACCCUUUAUAUGUCUGUAUCAAUGCACUUAAUAUAUUCUCAUUAUUCUCUAAAAAAAAAUAUAGAUGCAGCACUACUCUCCUUUUAAGAAGCUACACUACUAUGCUGGAGAAAAUAUUGAUUUCUGGGUUAAAAAAAACAAAAAAAACAAACGGAGGCAAAGAUUAGGAAAAUAGGAAAUGCUGCACCAAUAAGUAAUUAAGCCCCACUCUCAUCAGACACGAAUUACACUUGUUCUAAAGCUGCUAAAAAACAACAUGUUUUGGGACCAAAAUACAUUUCUCAAAUGUGUAUUUAUUGCACACAUUUAUAACUGCUAGAUUAUUAUGUUUUAUAUAUAUAUACAAUGUAGCAAAGGCUAGCACUCACAGGACUUAAAUAAGAGGAAAGUUCCUGUGAGGAACUGAAAUGUCUGUUCAAUAAAAACCAUGUAAGGAUCAUGUCUUGUGAGACUUUUUGAUUUUGAUUUUUUCUUUUUUUCUCAAUACACUUAUUUAAGUCCUGUGAGUGCUAGCCUUUGCUACAUUGUAUUUUGCUAUUUUGAUUGCAGUAGCACCCAGGCAUUGGCCCCUUGCUAGGUGGUGUGCUACCUCUAGUGGAAUUAUAUAUAUAUAUAUACAGUAUAUAUAUAUAUAUAUAUAUAUAUAUAUAAAUAAAAACUCUCUUUAUCCCUCCACUUUUACUUAAAGAAUUGGUCUCUUCUAUUGUUAAAGUGCAUCCUUAGAGUCCAUAUUAAAUCUUAUCUUUAAUAUAUUGCGCAAUGAAAAAACUCCCAAAAGUCUAUUUUUAGAAACCUAAACAAUGUAAUUCAGGAUAAUCUUUCUGUCCAAAAGCUCAGUUAUAAGCUUAACUUAAAUCUACAGAAUAGAAAGAUAUGUAUCCUCAAAAUAAAUUGUGGGUAAUUAUGAAAUAAGAAGAUAUAUUUUAUUGUUGGGUUAUUCUACUAAUGUCAUAAAUGCUAUGUUUUCUUUAUCUCUUUAAAUGCAUUGGAAGCUGUGGAUGAGUCUUGCUAUGUACACCAUCACUUUUAACAUAAAAUAGGUUUGUAAUUAAAGGCUAUAUGUAUUGUCUAACUGUGCCUAAUUUACAUUGACACUUAUUUUUUGUGCCAUGCAUGUAAGGGAGAUCUAUCAGUAUGAAAUAAUAUAUUUAACUACUAAUUAUAUUUCAACUUCUAACCAUAUUUAGGCAUAUUCAUUUACAAAUACUUACAAAAGGCAAUAAAUAUAAGAUGUUACUGUUCAAAUAAUCCUAAGAUCUUAAUAUUUUAUACAUUUCUAUUGUCUUUAUCUUUAGCUGUAUUGGAAAAAAAUAAACGGAAAUUAAGUUA